Molecule: messenger RNA, 1161 nt
Organism: Saprolegnia parasitica CBS 223.65
Lineage: Eukaryota; Oomycota; Saprolegniomycetes; Saprolegniales; Saprolegniaceae
Exons: 3
Coding region: 1-1161 (386 amino acids)
Biological process (GO): protein homooligomerization
Source: RefSeq, a predicted model, not a curated record
AUGGACGCCGACAUCUCGGAGACGACCACCCUACCUUGUGACGGCCCGCUCAAGCCCGCGAGUGACGCAACUGUGGCACCAAAGCGGCCGCGCCCCCCGAGGCCCCCGAGGCCCCACGGAUCACCCCCCGAUAGUAUCGGUGACGCAUCGGAUGUCAUCACGUUUGAUGUGGGCGGCAUUCUCUUUCCGUGCAAACUGCACGUGCUGGAAAAGUUUCCCAACGCGCGCCUCCACCGUGUAGCGCUGUGUGGCUGCAGUAGCACGAGCGCCAACAACGUCUUCCUCGAUCGCAACCCGUCGCUCUUCAGCAUCCUCCUCGAAUGGUACAAGACGGGGCACGUGCGUUUGCCAGGGCAUAUUGCCCGCGAUGUCAUGGAAGCCGAAGCACACUACUUUGAUGUCGGCACCGAGAUGUUUCCAGUGCCAAAACACACUGUGGUGUGCUUUGCCAAGGCGCUGCAGAGCACGCUCUUGCCGCACCAGCCCCCGAUCGUGUUUGUGCUGCGCGCCCACGAGCAGCUCGUGUUGGAGUCGGCCGCGGGCCCCGGUCGCCUCCUCUUGCGCGUGACCGACCUCUCGGGGGCAACGACGGUGCACCAAGCCGUGCUCUACGACAGCGACUCGUAUUUUUUCUUGGCGGUGGACCCGCCAAGCUUCACGGCACGCCGCAACCUCAUUUACUCGUUCUGGGUCGAGCCCACGCGCGCAACGACUCCAAUUGUUGUCGAGUUCAAGCUACGCUACCUUUUCGCAGCCACCGACCAAGUCGUGCUGUCCAGUGACGACCAGAUCGCGCUGCACGAGUCGAUGAGUGGGUUCGACGCCGAGUCGCAUGUCGUGACCGCCAAAACCAUGCAGUCCCUCCAUGCCCCGAGGCUAGUCCACGAGAAAACAGCGGUCGACACACUCGAAGCGCCACUGCCAACCAAGACGCCAGGCGCCAACUUGCCCGAGAAGACCAAAGAGCGUGCUCAAAUCGUCGAGGAAACGCAGUUGUUUCAAGCCAAACUCCGCGAGCAUGCCGUGUGGGUCCAGCUUCACCAGCGCGAGCUUGCGCAGCAGCAGCACUUUGCACUCAAAGAGGAUGGAAGUCCGCGAAGAGCGUCGAGUGAAGCACCUGCCGGGUACGUGCGCAAGCCGCCGACCAAGAAGCUAGCAUAG